GGACGGGGGUCUAGUUUCACGGGAGGGGGGAGAGGGGGUCUUAUACGUCCAGUUAAGUUAGACACAGAGAGCCCCCACACGGAGAGCCCCCCACACUACCGCCUCAGCGUCCACAGCAGCCGUACCUGUUGCCUCCUUGCUCUGUAGUCCCCUGGGAGUGUGAUCCGGACCUCCGCCGCCAUGCCGAAAGUACUCCUUCCCGGUGGUCAGCAGAAGACCGACGACAAGAUGCGGGCCUUCGCAGAACAGGUCUUUGCCUCGGACGCCAGGGACGAGAACGUGAGGGACGAGAUCUCCAUGUUCGACAUCGCCGACGACUGUCCCAUCCUGCACCAGGAGCAGGCCAUGCACCUGGACCGGGACGAGGACGAGGAGAAGCGUAAGAAGAGGCGCCAGCGGUGCCGCACCAUGGGGGUCCCGGUGGCCUGCUCCUCCCUCUCCUCCGUGGCCCCGGUGGUGGAGGUGGAGGUGGAGACCCCCACCUACCUGGAGGUGCCCGACUUCCAGAGGGUGGCCAUCAUCGGGGACUACGCCUCCGGGGUGACCAUGGACGACUUCGAGCUGUCCUGCAAGGGCCUGUACCGCGCCAUGAACAUCAGGGAGAAGUACAUGAGGCUGGCCUUCCAGCGUUUCCCCAACAUCACCUCCCAGUACCUGAGGGAGAUGGAGGGCGAGCCCUUCCGUCCUGAGGACCAGGUCCAGCCCGUCUUCACCUCCCCUCCCAAGAAGGGCGAGGACCCCUUCGACGUGAACGCUCUGCCCAAGAACCUGGGCUACGUGGCGCGCAUGAAGGACGGCGUGAUCUACGUGUACGACGACCAGGCGGCGGCCGACAAGGGCCAGCCGCGCGCCCUGCCCUGCACCGACUACGACACCUUCAUCGACGACAUGAACUUCCUCAUCGCCCUGAUCGCCCAAGGCCCCACAAAGACCUACACUCACCGUCGGCUGAAGUUCCUCAUGUCCAAGUUCAACGUCCACGAGAUGCUGAACGAGAUGGAGGAGCUGAAGGAGCUGAAGAACAACCCGCACAGGGACUUCUACAACUGUAGGAAGGUGGACACCCACAUCCACGCGGCGGCCUGCAUGAACCAGAAGCACCUGCUGCGCUUCAUCAAGCACUCGUACCGCGUGGACGCCGAGCGCGUGGUGCGGCAGGUGGACGGGAAGGACGUGACCCUGAAGGAGCUGUUCCAGGGGCUGAACCUGCACCCCUACGACCUCACCGUGGACUCCCUGGACGUCCACGCCGGAAGACAAACGUUCCAGCGCUUCGACAAGUUCAACGCCAAGUACAACCCGGUGGGCGCCAGCGAGCUGCGCGACCUGUACAUGAAGACGGAGAACCACCUGGACGGGGAGUACUUUGCCACCAUCAUCAAGGAAGUAGCCAGCGACCUGGAGGAUGCCAAGUACCAGUACGCAGAGCCCCGCCUCUCCAUCUACGGCUGCAACCCCAGCGAGUGGACCAAGCUGUCGGGCUGGUUCGUCAGACACAAGGUCUUCUCGCCCCAGUUCAAGUGGAUGAUCCAGGUGCCCCGGAUCUACGACGUCUUCAAGGGCCGGAACUUUGUUCCCCACUUCGGUAAGAUGCUGGAGAACAUCUUCCUGCCUGUGUUCCAGGCCACCAUCGACCCGCACUCCAACCCCGACCUCAGCCUCUUCCUCCAGCACGUGACGGGCUUCGACAGCGUGGACGAUGAGUCCAAGCACAGCGGCCACAUGUUCUGCACCAAGAGCCCCAAGCCCGAGGAGUGGGACAUCGCCAAGAACCCGUCCUACACCUACUACAUCUACUACAUGUACGCCAACAUCGCCAUGCUCAACCAGCUGCGCCGGGAGCGGGGGAUGAACACGUUCCUGUUCCGCCCUCACUGCGGAGAGGCGGGAGCUGUCACUCAUCUCCUGGCCGCCUUCAUGACCGCCGACAACAUCGCCCACGGCCUGAACCUCAAGAAGAGCCCCGUGCUGCAGUACCUGUACUUCCUGGGCCAGAUCCCCGUGGCCAUGUCCCCCCUCAGCAACAACAGCCUGUUCCUGGAGUACGCCAAGAACCCCCUGCUGGAGUUCCACAAGAAGGGCCUGGUGGUGUCCCUGUCCACCGACGACCCCAUGCAGUUCCACUACACCAAGGAGCCCCUGAUGGAGGAGUACGCCAUCGCCGCACAGGUCUUCAAACUGAGCACGUGCGACAUGUGUGAGAUCUCCCGGAGCAGCGUGCUGCAGAGCGCCCUGUCGGACGAGGAGAAGACCCACUUCCUGGGGGAGCACUACCUGAAGGAAGGCCCCGAGGGCAACGACAUCCGCAAGACCAACGUGGCUCAGAUCCGUAUGGCGUACCGCUAUGAGACGCUCUGCUACGAGCUCAACCUCAUCAAGGAGGGCGUCAAGGCCGAGUGAACACAGCACUGUUAAGGCAGUGCCACACCGCAACACCGCACCACAACAAACUCCAACCAGCAUCCUCGGAGGAGGAGGAGGAUGCUGGUUGGAGUUUGUUCGGUUUGUUCUGGAGUUCGAUUAUAAUUUAAACCAACCAAAGCAUGCAAUAGGAUAUGGAAACACAAUGUGAAAAAGGUAACAAUAAAAAUAAUAAACCAAAGAA
Molecule: messenger RNA, 2605 nt
Organism: Gadus macrocephalus (Pacific cod)
Lineage: Eukaryota; Metazoa; Chordata; Actinopteri; Gadiformes; Gadidae
Gene: ampd1
Product: adenosine monophosphate deaminase 1 (isoform M)
Exons: 16
Coding region: 181-2400 (739 amino acids)
Biological process (GO): AMP metabolic process; IMP salvage
Cellular component (GO): cytosol
Molecular function (GO): AMP deaminase activity
Source: RefSeq, a predicted model, not a curated record